Molecule: messenger RNA, 825 nt
Organism: Acanthamoeba castellanii str. Neff
Lineage: Eukaryota; Discosea; Longamoebia; Acanthamoebidae
Exons: 3
Coding region: 1-825 (274 amino acids)
Source: RefSeq, a predicted model, not a curated record
AUGGAGGGGGGCAAGGCCACGGCACGGCCCUCUGCGACGAGGAGGCUCGGCGCAGUAUGGAAGAAGAAGCUGAAGGGGGCUGGUGGCGGGCUGGGCGGGCUGGCGGUGAUGGCCCUCGUGGGGCUGGUGGCCUUCGUGUGCGGCGUGGCCGUGCUCACCCUGGCGGCCUUCAGCCUGACCGACCUUCGCCACACCCACCUCAGCUUCGUCUCAACGGACUGCACCAUCAUCGACCACAUCGCCACCACCCGCACCCGCUGCAGCCACGGCUGCCGUACGCUGCUGGUGGUGGCGUUCAAGCCUCGGCCGGAGCACGCCGGGGACGGCAUAAUGAUGGAGCAGGUCCACACCACGGCUCGCUGGCGCGCCGGUCAUCAGUGGCAGGAGGAGGGCACGGCGCGCGGCUUCUUCCGCCGCAACCCGGUCAACGUCACGCGCGAGUGCUUCUACGACCCGCGCAACCUCGCCAGCGUGGUGAUGGAGAAGGAGUUCGUGAGCGUGCUCUCCUUCUGGGCCUGGCUCGGCGGUAGUCUGCUCGUGAGCGUGCUGUGCAUCUUGGUGGCCGCGUACCUGUUCUACCUCGUCAUCCUCUGGGCGCCGUUGGGCAAGUUCGGCUUCGGCGGCCCAACCGCCGAUGAUCGAGUGCGGCCGCCGCCCGGCGGCGCCAUCAACGCCGCAUCGCACGACUACGGCACCUUCGUGGGCGGGCCGGCCGGCGACUACACCGAGAUCGGCGACGGGAGCGACAGCGACGAAGACGUGGAGAUCGAGCUUCAGCCUCGGCGCAAGCAAGCUGAGCGAUUGAAAGCGAGAGCACUCUCGUGA